Messenger RNA from Amorphotheca resinae ATCC 22711, 2260 nucleotides. RefSeq lists its product as hypothetical. Lineage: Eukaryota; Fungi; Ascomycota; Leotiomycetes; Helotiales; Amorphothecaceae. The record is from RefSeq and is a predicted model, not a curated record. The coding region runs from base 95 to 1915 and encodes 606 amino acids. The transcript has a single exon. Gene Ontology annotation, molecular function: tRNA (uracil(54)-C5)-methyltransferase activity, S-adenosyl methionine-dependent. Gene Ontology annotation, biological process: tRNA processing.
CGGGCGACGACUACCUACUCUGUAGGAGACCGCAAGUGGUGCAGAAGAAUCUGGUAAUUAUCUUUUGUUUUCAGGGACCACUCUUUCUACUCUAAUGUUCCAUUGGUCUAGGCUCGCCCCUAGAAUCCCCAAUUCAAACAUCUUCCGUCGACCUGGCCCCAUUCGCGCCUUCACCUCUAUCAUGGAAUCCUCUAUGCAAAGUCCACCAAUCCGGAAAGUCGGCGUCAAUGAGCAGAAGGACAGGAAGAGACCACUCCAAGGUGGAAGGAGCUCUAAAAGACAGAGAACGAGGAAGGAGAAACCCAUACAGGAAGGAUCAAGUCAAGAAGUCCUGCUCGCAGAUGUUCGGGCCUUGUUCGCAGCACAGAAGCUAUCAGAUACCCCGAAGAAGACUCCUCUCGAAAACACCAAAGCUGCAGAGAAUAUAGGCAUCGAAGUAUCUCAAGUUUCAUCAACUGAGAAUGGAGAUCAGCCUGUUACCAAUGGCACAGCUGAGCAACAUUUGCCUGAACCGUUUACGGAAAUUGAGGUUAAGGUCGUCGAGCUCUCCUCUACCGGCGAUGGGCUUGCGCGACAUCCCUCUUCGGACCAGAUAUAUGUUGUGCCAUUUACUGCCCCUGGUGAUACAGUGAAGGUGAAAGUUGUCAAACAUUUCGAAGACGAACAUUAUUCGCUCGCCGACUUUAUUUCUGUGGUGGAGCCUUCGCCUCUGCGAGACGAUACUCGAAUCAACUGCAAAUACUUCAGCACAUGCUCAGGGUGUCAGUUUCAGAUGCUCGAUUAUUCGACCCAACUCAAACAUAAGAAGACAAUUGUUGAGAAGGCAUACAAAAACUUUUCGCAGCUACCCCCAGAGCUGGUACCGAUUAUUGAGGACACUAUUGGAAGUCCUUUGCAAUAUGGAUAUCGCACCAAACUUACUCCACAUUUUGAUGGACCUCCGGGCUACGUGAGCAAAGCGGAUAAACAGAGAGGAGUGAAGAAGUCCUUUGAUAAGGUACCAAACAUUGGCUUCAUGGAAAAGGGUCCGAGAAAGACGCUUGAUAUCGAAGAUUGCCCAAUUGGCACAGAUGCCGUCAGAAUGGGCAUGAAACGAGAAAGAGCACGAGUGGCUGCUGAACUGGAGAAGUAUCAGAAGGGUGCAACAAUUCUAUUGCGAGAAAGCACGAGGAGAGUAUCAAAUGGAGACGAAACAGCUUCUGAAUCGCCCCCAGAUACCAUCAAAUGCGUCACGCCCACUCACACUGACUUCAAAACCUGCAUUACGGAUAAUAACGCUACAUCAACCGAGUAUAUUGACGAUUUUGUUUUCACUAGCAUCGCUGGGUCAUUCUUCCAAAACAACAACUCGAUCCUUCCAAAAUUUACUCAAUACAUCCGCGAUCAUAUCCUGCCUCCAAAAUCUCUCUCCCAAGCCAAACAACCCGAAAUCAAAUAUUUAAUCGACGCAUAUUCUGGCUCCGGUCUCUUUACAAUAACAUUAUCUUCCCUUUUCACUUCCUCCAUCGGGAUAGAUGUCUCCAGCGCAUCGAUCACUUCCGCACGGCAUAAUGCAGAACUCAACAAUCUUCCCCCUUCAAGAUGUACGUUCAUCGAUGCAGACGCCUCCGAGCUUUUCAAAUCCGUGAAGUUCCCUGCCGAUGAGACUGUAGUAGUCAUCGAUCCGCCUCGGAAAGGGUGCGACGAGAGUUUUCUGAGGCAGCUUCUGAAAUUCGGGCCAAGGAGAGUCGUAUAUGUCAGUUGCAACGUACAUACCCAGGCUAGAGAUGUGGGAGUCCUUGUCCGGGGAUUAGAACAGGAUGGUACGAGGUACGGAAUCGAGUCACUCAGAGGAUUUGAUUUCUUCCCGCAAACGAGCCAUGUGGAAGGCGUUGCUGUUCUCAAUAGGGUCGACUCGAGUAAAGAGACGUCUUGAACGCAUACUCCAAGGAUAAUGCAUUAAUGCGACGUCCACCGAGAGACUUGCAAGAUAUAGCUGCCUUGCUGAAUGAACUCGGAAUAAUUCGUGCCAUCCUGCAGUUUUCAAUUGUAUCAAUACCGUGCCUAUUCCCAAGAUCUGGACCGGAGUCUUUGACAGAAUAACUAUCGAACCUCGGUCACGAACACUCCUCGCAUAUCAUUCAACUAAGUUUGUCCUCACGCUUCUGUCUUGUUUCGAAGUAGAAGAGCAAAAUACCCUCUUUUUCAUAUCACCUCAAUCAUAUCAAGUGUAUGCUCCCAAGCCUUCCCCGCGAAACCGCACCUGACGAUGUAUUUACAU